CACAUCGAUUUCUCUCUCUCUUCAAGAACACAGCAAGAAACUGAGUCUGACAAAAUCACCAAGCCAUAAACCUAAAAAGAUUGCUUUUGCUUCCAUGAUAGCUAGACAUGUGUUCGGAUGGAAUAUAGGUCCAUGUGAUGUUCAUCAAAUCAUGUUGGAUGAAGAAAAAUAUGGUAUGGACGCAGACUACAACGUGUUUUUGGAGAACUGAUUUGUAGUUUCCGUACAUAUAUAGUUUUUUGAGUUUGAGAUCAGGACAGGAUGGCAACGUACUUUCAUGGGGGUUCAGAAUUCCAAGAUGGGAUGCAGACUCUGUAUCUAAUGAACCCCAGCUACGUACCUUACCCUGACACACACCCACCAGCUGCAGCCGCCAACAUGCUGUUUCUUAACCCUGCCGGCAACGCGCUCAACGCAUCAAAUCUAUCGCACGCGCCAUCACCCUCCAACCAUCAUCAGUUCGUCGGCCUUCCUCUGCCGACACCCACCGUUGCCAUCGGACCGCCCAAUUCAGAUGGGAUGGUCCCCAGCGUCCAAUACAACUUAUGGGGAUCAAACGUGGACCAGAAUUCACCAGGACACCACCCACAGAUUGUGUCGGCAGCAAGUCCUGGUGGGGCCCAUGAUGUUUCUUCUCAUCAGCUGGGGGUGAGGCGUCCGGUGGUAUCACCGACGAGGCAGGGUCUGUCGCUGAGCCUGUCGUCCCAACAGACACCUUACAGGACGUCAAGUAAUGUGGAGCCGGCGAUUCAGGGUCAAGGGCACUCUGGUCAUUCCCCUUCGUCUGUUUCUGCGGUGUCGAGUGGGGUUUCUGGUAUGCAAAGUGUCGUGCUGGGGUCAAAGUACUUGAGAGCUGCUCAGCAGCUUCUUGAUGAAGUUGUUAAUGUGGGGAAGGCAAUAAAGAGUAACGUGGCAGAGGGGACCAAGGAGAAGAUCAUAAAGAUGGACAAAGAAUCUGCAGCCGCUGCGACGGGAGAAGGAUCGAGUGCUGCAGGCGGUGAAGAUAGCUUCAAUAAGCGAGCGGCGGAGCUGACCACCGCCCAGAGACAGGAGUUGCAGAUGAAGAAGGCAAAACUUGUUAAUAUGCUUGAUGAGGUGGAGCAAAGGUACAGGCAGUACCAUCACCAAAUGCAGGCUGUAGUGUCUUCGUUCGAGCAGGCGGCAGGUCUUGGUUCUGCAAAAUCAUACACUGCACUUGCUCUGCAGACUAUCUCCAAGCAAUUCCGGUGUCUAAAAGACACGAUCUCUGGACAAAUUAAAGCUACAAGCAAGAGUCUUGGGGAAGAAGAUAGCUUGGGAGUGAAGGUCGAAGGUUCGAGAUUAAGAUACGUUGACCAUCAACUUAGACAACAGAGGGCACUGCAACAGCUAGGAAUGAUACACCACAACGCUUGGAGGCCCCAGAGAGGAUUGCCUGAACGAGCUGUUUCUGUUCUUCGUUCUUGGCUUUUUGAACACUUCCUUCAUCCAUACCCUAAGGAUUCGGACAAACAUUUGCUUGCUAAACAAACUGGGCUUACAAGGAGUCAGGUGUCUAACUGGUUUAUAAAUGCUCGAGUUCGUCUUUGGAAGCCAAUGGUUGAAGAAAUGUACGUGGAGGAAAUGAAGGAACAAGAGAAAAAUGGCAAUGAGGAGGGUUCAAGCAAAAAUGAACAUAAUGACUCAGGGUCCAUUUCCGCUGUCAUGAAAGAGAGUGUUUCCCAUAAAAUGGACCACGCUACCCAACCAAAACCUGGAAAACCCAGAAACCCCAGCACUACUUGCCAGAUUGAUUUUUCAAGUGCUCCAAUAUCCACUUCCGCCAUGGCAUCCUUUGAGCCACAGGCCACCGGGUUUAAUCUGAUUGGAGCCCGUGAUAUGGAAGGAGUUGCUCACAGAAGUCCCAAGAAACCAAGGAGCGUUGACAUGCAGAAUUCCCCCAGCAGCAUCCUCUCAAUGGAUAUGGACGUGAAAUUUCAAGGGGAUGAAAGAUUAAUAACCAGCAGUACUGAUCAUCGCAGUGGUGGUUUUGGUUACCCAAUUGAAGACCAGAUGGGAAGGUUUAAUACAGAGCAGCAGCUGCUGCCAAGGUUUCAUGGAAAUGGUGUUUCUCUCACACUAGGCCUCCCCCAUUUCUCGGGGAACCAACAGAACUUCCUCGCCGAGCAGAACAUUCAGUUGGGAAGGAGGCUGGGUUUAGGUACCGGCGAGUCUGAUUUCUGCGGGAUUAACACGGCAUCGGCUUCUCAUUCCGCCACAGCUGGUUACCAGAACAUUGAAAUGCAGAGCAGGAAGAGAUUUGCGGCACAGUUGUUGCCAGAUUUUGUGGCAUGAAGGAUUUAUAUUAGAAUGCAUGCUAAUUAAGAAUGUGAAGUUCAUUACUUCCGAUUUAUAUAUAUAUCCUGCUGGCUCUUAGGUAUAAAAGAAGCGUGGUAAAGAAAAUAGUUUAAGGUGUAUAGCUGAAGGAGAACAAGCUGCUACUGUUCUUACAUAGUUUAAUUUAGGUUUGAGUUGGUAAGAUUGAGCAUUAAUGUAUAUGUCAAUAUUGGAUCAUUUGGGUAUAGAGUCUAUAGACAUAUUGGAAGAUUAAUUACGAAUAAAUAAAUAACUGGCUA
Messenger RNA from Rubroshorea leprosula, 2594 nucleotides. The record is from the annotation of a GenBank genome assembly. Lineage: Eukaryota; Viridiplantae; Streptophyta; Magnoliopsida; Malvales; Dipterocarpaceae.